UAGUGCCUUGUGUAAAUAUGUUGUUUACCACAGUGAACCUGGACACCGUGGAUCAUGUGCUGCUCCAGAGACAGCUGACAGACCGGGGUGCCGCCGUAUGACAGCCAGUGCGCAAGCGCCGCGUGAAGUCGUACGUCAUGCACAUGUGGUUGGAGACAGGGCACGUGCAUGAUCCAGUACACGUUCAGGCACCUGAUAAUGACUGACUGGAGGAGAGGCAGGACCAGCUCUGUCUGCAGCUUUUGCUUCACUGGAAUCUGGUGUUUGUAGUCCCCUUACGCCUCUGCGUCUUCAGAAAUGACCAAAGUAAAGUCCGAAUCGGAGAGUCGGAGCGACGAAGCCGAGGGUCCGGAUGGAGGCUGGGGCUGGGUGCUGCUCGGCGCUCUGUUUAUCAGCACGAGCCUCGUGUUCGGCCUGAUGCGGAGCUUGGGGAUCUUCUUUGUGGAGUUCGUCCAGUACUUUGAGGAAAGCGCUCAGGCUGUCUCCUGGAUCUCAUCCACCGGCUUAGCAGCACAGCAGUUUUUCAGUCCGCUGGGUGCAGCGCUGUGUAAUGCAUAUAAUGCCAGGCUGGUAGUGAUGGCAGGGGGCUUUCUUGCUGGGUUAGGCCUCAUACUGGCCUCGCAAGCCACCUGCCUUGCUCAUCUCUAUCUCACAAUGGGUGUAAUUUCAGGUUUGGGCUGGGGCCUGGUCUUUACUCCCAUGGUGGCCACAGUCAUGGCAAGCUUUACCCGCCGGCGCACCUUGGCUUUGGGACUGGCGUUCUCCAGCAUUGGCCUGUCUUCAUUUGCCUUUAACCCACUCUUCCAGCUGCUGGUGGAGAUGUACACCUGGCGAGGAGCCCUGCUGAUUUUGGGAGGCCUCAGCCUCAACAUUGUGGCCUGCGGGGCGCUCAUACGUCCAAAGCCGCGCUCUGAAGCCCCAGCCAAGGUGGAUCCAGAGAGCAAGUCAUCAUGUGUUGCUCAGCUGCAGCGAGUCUCCAACUACCUGGAGCUGUCCCUGCUCUUCGAGAGGCCUUAUGUCACCUACACCUUAGCUAUCUCUCUUUUAAACGUGGGCUACUUUGUGCCAUAUUUCCAUUUGGUGGCCCAUAGCCGCCAAGCCGGCUUCUCUGAGUACCAAGCUGCUUUUGUCAUGUCCGCUGCAGGAGCUACAGACAUUCUGGGCCGUGUAGUGUCAGGCUGGUUCGCUGACCUGCACCACUUUCGGCUAAUUCAUUUACUAAGCCUGUGGACAGCUCUGGCAGGUGUAUUCAUCAUGCUGCUGCCUGUGAGCUCCUUGUCUGGGUCCUACAUUGCGCUGGUGGUGAUCGGUCUCCUGUAUGGAUUCUGCUCCGGGGCUUUGACCUCUCUGGCAUUCGCGGUGGUGCCUAUGAUUGUGGGCGUGGAGCGCAUGAUGGGGGCCCUCGGGCUGCUGCAGCUCAUUGAAAGCAGUGCAGGACUGCUUGGGACUCCUCUGUCAGGAUUGCUCAAGGACAUCACAGGCAACUACAUGGCCUCCUUCAUGGUAGCGGGUUCUUUCCCCAUCCUCGGCACCUUGACCAUGGCCACCCUGCCUCACUAUUUCUCUUGCACCGACCCACCACCUCCUCAGAGACGUUCCCUUGGUGACAAAGAUAAGGGUUUAAAUUCAGAAUUGGAGCAGAUGAAUACUUUGCCCUCUGACAUAAGCGAUAAAGGGGGUGAAUGAUCGGACGGGUGAAAUAACAUGGUCCAAUAAGCUUCAAGACUGUGUCGGUGAAGGCUUCAGGAGCGUUGUUAAGCUCUUUGGUAAUGAUGGCAAAUUUCUGAAGACGCCAUCAACAGGUAUGCUGUGGCACACGUCUGUGAACGGCCUCACUUUUACCUCAGAGACUCGGACCCAAAGCGAACACUGAAGCGUGCUGUAGCAGCAGAUGGGGAGGGAAGUGAGUUCCUCGCUCUGUUACAUAUCAUAACCUCGGUUUUAUGUUGAAGCCAGUAUCUGCUGCCCGAAAGGAAACUCUGGACUUUUAAAUAUUUAAUUGCAGCUCACACACCUUUGAUCAAGAUAGGAUAAGUGAAAGACAAUGUUUUUUGUUUUUUUUUACAACACACCUUAAGUGCACUUUUAGCUUACAUGGCUAAGAAACAGAAAUUUCUUGGUUGUUGAAGUGAACUGUGAAUCUUAUCCUGUUGCUGGAAGACUUACCAGCAUGUUUAAAUUCUGCACAUACAUGAUUUAUCUUAAAAUUUACACUAUCUUCUCGUUAUAUGGCACAGAUUACAAUUAUCGCUAUAGAUACUGCCCAUCAGUGUGGCUGAACUAAAUGACUGCAGGGCUACGAUUUUUUGUUUCCUGCUGUUUUGUGCGUAUCAUCUCCAAAUGCCUAAUAAAUACACACUUCAGCUACAUAACAUGAUACUUCAUAGGGAUCAGUAACGCUGAUAGAGGGCUGUAUGUCACAUAAUUUGAUAUUUAAAAUUGUAACGAUUAGGGGUGGGAAUCACAGAAUGGUUAAAAUGGGUGAUCAAAAACUAACAAAAACUAAAUGUUGAUAUACCUUUUAUACAAUACAGUCUAAGGUUAUGCAGAAGGACUUGCAGGAAGCAGAUUUUCUGCAAAUCACAUGACCUUAAACUUGCGGUAGGCUCCAGCCUUCCCCACACUGGUCUUAUAUUUUUAUUUGAUGACAGUGCUUUACUGAAUCCUGUGUGUGGAUAUAUCGUUAAAAAAACAGAAUCUCUUGCAACACACAGUGCUGCUCACUGUUAACACUGAUUUAUUAUGAGCCCAGAAAAGCUGCUGGUAUCAACUCCUUGACUCAGGAAUUUCUCUUUCCACCCGUGCAUUGUAAUUCUCGGCAGGAACACAAGACAGUGUUUUUCCAAGUGCAUUUUCUGAUGACACGUUCAGUUUGUUUGCAUAAGCACUUUGUACUUUUGUAAAACAUAAGCAAAGACCGGCUUUGCAGAGCAGUGUGGUUUGGCUUUGAUAACAGCUGGAUGAACACCAUGUUUUCAGUAAAAGCACAGUGACCUGCUGGUAACAGGCAUACAGACGUCAGGGUUGCUGCGAUGCAAAAAGCGUUUGGUCAGUACUUAACAGUGGAGCUUCACUUAUUUGUGAAAGAUGGAAAAAGCUCAUCAGAAAUAUUUUUACUUAAAGAUUUUAAUGCAAAGCUGUGCCCCUCCAAUCCUUAAACUACCACUCAAACUACCUGCAAAAUGUCAGUGAUGUGUUAAAAUGUCAUAUUUUGUACUUAAACUUGAUUAAAAACAAUGUGUUUUGUUUUACUA
Stegastes partitus (bicolor damselfish) is the source of this 3254-nucleotide messenger RNA. RefSeq names its product solute carrier family 16 member 13 (gene slc16a13). NCBI's taxonomy places the organism in Eukaryota, Metazoa, Chordata, Actinopteri, Pomacentridae. Gene Ontology annotation, molecular function: monocarboxylic acid transmembrane transporter activity. The coding region runs from base 298 to 1686 and encodes 462 amino acids. Gene Ontology annotation, biological process: transmembrane transport; monocarboxylic acid transport. The record is from RefSeq and is a predicted model, not a curated record. The transcript has 8 exons.